AACGCUUUGUAGUAGGCGCGCAGAGAAGAGAAGUGUGUUUAUUUUUCCGAGUCCGCUGCAAGUUUGGCUGCAUUUCAGCCCAAAAAAUUGCAGCGGAACUUCUGAAAAUAGUCAUAUUUAUUUAUUAUUGUUGUUGCUAUCGAGUCUAAAUGCGUUUCGGUGCAGUUUCGGUGGAGCUAAUGACGUUUAAUAUUUGAAUAUACAGUAUAUAAGCUGUGCUAGUGGCGGUGUUAGCAUUUAGCUAACUGGCAAGCUAAGCUAGCAAGGGAGCUAGAAAUACGUUACUUUUUGCGUUUUUUCCUUUAAAUUUCUGUGAUUAAGUUGCAUUUCAGUAAAAUAAAAUGGGUUAUUUAAAGUUAAUCGAGAUAGAAAAUUUCAAAUCGUACAAAGGAAGGCAGAUAAUCGGGCCUUUCCGUAAGUUUACUGCGAUUAUUGGACCCAAUGGAUCAGGGAAGUCGAACCUCAUGGACGCCAUCAGCUUCGUGCUGGCGGAGAAAACCAGCAACCUGCGCGUGAAAACGCUGAAAGAUCUGAUUCACGGCGCUCCGGUGGGGAAACCGGCGGCUAAUCGGGCCUACGUUAGCAUGGUGUACCAGGAGGACAACGACGAAGAGCGCUCCUUCACCAGAGUCAUCAUCGGAUCCUCGUCGGAGUAUCGCAUUAAUAAUAAAGUAGUGGGAUUGCCGGAGUACAGCGAGGAGCUGGAGAAACUCGGCAUUCUCAUCAAGGCCAGGAACUUCCUGGUCUUUCAGGGUGCAGUGGAGUCCAUCGCCAUGAAGAACCCUAAGGAGCGCACAGCUCUGUUCGAGGAGAUCUCUCGCUCCGGUGAGCUGGCUCAGGAGUACGACCGGCGCAAGAAGGAGAUGGUGAAGGCUGAGGAGGACACGCAGUUCAACUACCACCGCAAGAAGAACAUCGCUGCUGAGCGCAAAGAGGCCAAGCAGGAGAAAGAAGAGGCCGAGCGCUAUCAGAGGCUGAAGGACGAAGUCGUGCGUGCGAACGUCCAGCUCCAGCUCUUCAAGCUCUACCACAACGAGUGUGAGAUAGAGAAACUGAACCGCGAGCUGGCGCAGCGCAACAAAGAGAUCGACAAAGACCGCAAGCGCAUGGACCGCGUGGAGGAGGAGCUGAAGGAGAAGAAGAAGGAGCUCGGCAGGAUGAUGAGAGAUCAGCAGACCGUGGAGAAAGAGAUCAAAGAGAAGGACGCAGAGCUAAACCAGAAAAGGCCGCAGUACAUCAAAGCGAAAGAAAACACGGCUCACAAGAUCAAGAAGCUGGAGGCCGCGCGGAAAUCCCUGCAGAACGCGCAGAAGUGCUACAAGAAGCGCAAGGCGGAUAUGGACGAGCUGGAGCGCGAGCAGAGAGCCGUGGAGACGGCCAGGCAGGAGUUCGAGGAGCGCAUGGAGGAGGAGGCGCAGAGCCAGGGCCAGGACCUGCAGCUCGAAGAGAACCAGGUUAAAGCGUAUCACCGUCUGAAAGAAGAGGCGAGCAAACGAGCCGCUACUCUGGCCCAGGAGCUGGAGAAGUUUAACCGCGAUCAGAAAGCUGACCAGGAUCGUCUAGACCUGGAGGAGAGGAAGAAAGUGGAGACGGAGGCUAAGAUCAAGCAGAAGAUCAGAGAGAUUGAGGAGAACCAGAAGCGUAUUGAGAAGCUCGAGGAUUACAUCACGACCAGCAGACAGUCUCUGGAUGAACAGAAGAGGAUGGAGGAGGAGCUCACAGAGGAGGUGGAGCAAGCCAAGAGGAGGAUUGAUGAGAUUAAUAUGGAGCUUAACCAGGUGAUGGAGCAGCUCGGUGACGCUCGUAUAGACCGACAGGAGAACAGCAGACAGCAGCGCAAAGCCGAGAUCAUGGAGAGCAUCAAGAGACUCUAUCCCGGAUCAGUGUACGGAAGGCUCAUUGACCUGUGCCAGCCCACUCAGAAAAAGUACCAGAUCGCCGUAACCAAAGUGCUGGGCAAAAACAUGGACGCCAUCAUCGUGGACUCGGAGAAGACCGGCCGUGACUGCAUCCAGUACAUUAAAGAGCAGAGAGGAGAACCGGAAACCUUCUUACCUCUGGACUAUCUCGAGGUCAAACCCACGGAUGAGAAGCUGCGUGAGCUGCGCGGUGCCAAGCUGGUGAUCGACGUCAUUCGCUACGAGCCUCCGCAGAUCAAGAAAGCUCUGCAGUACGCCUGCGGGAACGCGCUGGUGUGUGAGAACGUAGAGGACGCCCGCAGGAUCGCUUUCGGAGGACCGUACAGGCACAAGACCGUGGCUCUAGACGGAACUCUGUUCCAGAAGUCAGGUGUGAUCUCCGGAGGUGCCAGCGACCUGAAGGCCAAAGCUCGCCGCUGGGACGAAAAAGCCGUGGACAAGCUGAAGGACAGGAAAGAAAAACUCACCGAUGAGCUCAAGGAACAAAUGAAGGCGAAAAGAAAGGAGGCGGAGCUUCGUCAGGUGCAGUCUCAGGCUCACGGGCUGCAGAUGAGGCUGAAGUAUUCUCAGAGUGACCUCGAGCAGACCAAAACUCGCCAUCUGUCCUUAAAUAUGCAGGAAAAAUCCAAGCUAGAGAGCGAGCUGGCCAACUUUGGGCCCCGUAUCAACGACAUCAAGAGGAUCAUCCAAUCACGCGAGAGAGACAUGAAGGAGCUCAAAGACCGCAUGAACUUGGUGGAGGACGAAGUGUUCUUUGAGUUCUGCAAGGAGAUCGGAGUGAGGAACAUUCGCGAGUUUGAAGAGGAGAAAGUGAAAAGGCAGAAUGAGAUCGCAAAGAAGCGCUUGGAGUUUGAGACCCAGAAGACUCGCCUGGCGAUCCAGCUGGAUUAUGAGAAGAACCAGCUGAAGGAGGACCAGGAGAAGGUCAUCAUGUGGGAGCAGACGGUGAAGAAGGACGAGAGCGAGAUCGAAAGACUAAAGAAGGAAGAGCAGAGGCACAUGAAGAUCAUCGAUGAGACCAUGGCUCAGCUUCAGGACCUGAAGAAUCAGCACCUCACCAAGAAGUCGGAGGUCAACGACAAAAACCACGAAAUGGAAGAAAUUCGUAAGAAACUCGGUGGAGCCAACAAAGAGCUGACACAGCUUCAGAAGGAGGUCACGGCCAUUGAGACGAAGCUGGAGCAGAAGCGCAGUGACAGACACAACCUGCUGCAGGCCUGUAAAAUGCAGGACAUCAAACUUCCUCUCAGAUCAGGAACCAUGGACGACAUCAGCCAGGAGGAGGGAAGCUCCCAGGAAGAAAGUCUGAGCAGCAGCCAGAAAACGUCCAGCACCGUUUUAGCCAAAGAGGCUCUCAUUGAGAUCGACUACAGCAGCCUGUCUGAAGACCUGAAGGACUCGCUGUCGGAGGAGGAGAUUAAAGGUGAGAUGAACACCCUUCAGCAGAGGCUGAACGAGCAGCAGAGCAUCCUCCAGAGGAUCAGCGCCCCCAACAUGAAGGCCAUGGAGAAGCUGGAGAGCGUCCGAGACAAAUUCCAGGAGACGAGUGACGAAUUCGAAGCCGCUAGGAAGAGGGCAAAGAAAGCCAAGCAAGCGUUCGAGCAGAUCAAGAAGGAGAGGUUCGAUCGCUUCAACGCCUGCUUCGAGUCCGUCGCCACCAACAUCGAUGAGAUCUACAAAGCGCUCUCACGCAACAGCAGCGCUCAGGCUUUUCUCGGACCGGAGAACCCGGAGGAGCCGUACCUGGAUGGGAUCAACUAUAACUGCGUGGCUCCUGGUAAACGUUUCAGACCCAUGGAUAAUUUAUCAGGAGGAGAGAAGACUGUAGCUGCUCUCGCUUUACUCUUCGCCAUCCACAGCUAUAAACCUGCUCCUUUCUUUGUGCUUGAUGAAAUCGACGCGGCUCUGGACAACACCAACAUUGGCAAGGUUGCUAACUACAUUAAAGACCAGUCCAUCCAGAACUUCCAAGCCAUCGUCAUCUCGCUGAAGGAGGAGUUUUACACCAAGGCCGACUCGCUGAUCGGCGUGUAUCCCGAGCAAGGAGACUGCGUUAUCAGUAAGGUCCUGACCUUUGACCUCUCCCAGUAUCCAGACGCAAACCCAAACCCUAACGAGUAAAGCAGCUCACACAUUCCCAAACACAGCCGGUUUUAAAUUUCAUCUCAGCUCAUUGUGUUGAAAUGUAUUUUUUUUUUUUCUUUUUCUUGUCAUUUAUUCCUCUUAUAUAGUCGUAUAAACUUUUCUUGAUAUUUCGGAUGUAGUUACAGUCAUUUUAGAUUUUUGGGUUUGUUUUUUUUUUUUUUUUUUUUUUAGAUUUUAACUAUUUAACAGUAAUCAUGUUGAGAAUUUCAUUGCGCUUUUUUGCCAUUUUAUCAAUGUACAUCUUUAAUGAUGAUCAUUUUGAUGGAUUUGUAUUAAAUUAGCGAUCUUCAGCAUCACAUAUGACUUUUUUUUUGUACGAUCAUGUUUUUCAGUAUGAAAUAAAACCUCUGGGCUUCAGAAUUGUUUUAGACGUGCUUUAUAGCUUAUCAUGGAUUUUCUUCUGUACCCAAGUUGGUGUUUCUUGUUAAGUGUAAAAUUAUUGUUUGUUUUUUUCUUUGACAAUAAACUGUUUAAUAAACCA
Pangasianodon hypophthalmus (striped catfish) is the source of this 4545-nucleotide messenger RNA. RefSeq names its product structural maintenance of chromosomes protein 1A. Gene Ontology annotation, molecular function: ATP binding; ATP hydrolysis activity; DNA binding. Gene Ontology annotation, biological process: sister chromatid cohesion. The transcript has 26 exons. The coding region runs from base 342 to 4040 and encodes 1232 amino acids. The record is from RefSeq and is a predicted model, not a curated record. Gene Ontology annotation, cellular component: cohesin complex; nucleus; chromosome. NCBI's taxonomy places the organism in Eukaryota, Metazoa, Chordata, Actinopteri, Siluriformes, Pangasiidae.